This is a messenger RNA of Eucalyptus grandis, 1042 nucleotides long. RefSeq names its product NADPH-dependent aldehyde reductase-like protein, chloroplastic. Bases 106 to 912 code for a protein of 268 amino acids. NCBI's taxonomy places the organism in Eukaryota, Viridiplantae, Streptophyta, Magnoliopsida, Myrtales, Myrtaceae. Gene Ontology annotation, molecular function: oxidoreductase activity. The record is from RefSeq and is a predicted model, not a curated record. The transcript has 2 exons.
UUUGGGCUCGUUCCUUUUGCUUGAAAAGGAGACAGCUUUACUAAUAAGUCAGUAAACCUUUCACUUCCCCUGCAUCUUUCCAGCCUCUUCUCUCUCCGGUACUCCAUGGCCAGUGCCACCACAGCCGCCGCUGCUGCCGCUUCGGAGCUCCCUCUGAAAGACCGGGUGGCCAUCGUCACUGGCUCCUCCCGCGGGAUCGGCCGAGCCAUUGCCCUUCACCUUGCCUCCCUCGGCGCCAAGGUCGUCGUCAACUAUACCUCCCCCGGCUCCUCUGCCCAGGCCGAUGCUGUCGCUGCGGAGAUCAACUCCUCAUCCCCCGGCUCCGCUGUCUCCGUCCGUGCUGACGUCUCGGACUCGGACCAGGUGAAGUCCCUCUUCGACGCCGCCGAGGAGACCUUCAAGUUGCCGAUAUACGUCCUGGUGAACUCCGCCGCCGUCCAUGACUCCAAGUACCCCACCCUCGCCAACACCUCUGUCGACGACUUCGACAAGACCUUCAGUGUCAAUGCAAGAGGAGCAUUCUUGUGCUGCAGAGAGGCGACAAACCGGCUGAAGCGGGGUGGCGGAGGCAGGAUCAUAAUGCUGUCCUCGUCAUUGGUGGGUUCCCUGAGGCCGAAUUCGUCCGCGUACACUGCCUCGAAGGCGGCUGUGGAGACGAUGGUUAAGAUCCUGGCCAAGGAGCUCAAGGGCACCUGCAUCACCGCCAACUCCGUUGCGCCAGGCCCCAUUGCGACCGAGAUGUUCUUUGCAGGGAAGACUGAGGAGAUGAUCAAUAAGUCGAUCGACCGGUGCCCACAUGGGCGGCUCGGCGAGACCAAGGACGUCGCCCCUCUUGUCGGGUUCUUGGCCACCGAUGCCGCGGAAUGGGUCAAUGGACAGGUGAUUAGGGCUAAUGGUGGCGCAUUUGUGUAGGUCGAUUGAUUCAAGCUCAGGACUAUGUCAUUCUUGUAUAAAGGAUCGCCUGAAAUGUGCGACCUUUGCUUUUGGGAUUCUCUGUCUCUUUCUAUGUCUGAUUGGUAUGCUAAUCCAUCAGUUCUUCGAA